AUAAAUUCAGGAUUCAUUUGAAACGCCACUAUUAUAUCAAACGGCGACCUGGCAGCAAUGUUGAAGUUCCUUGUGAUUUGCGUGCUGGCCGCGUGUUGCCACGCCCAAGACUCUGGUGAAUCAUUGCUCUCUCGGAUUGAGGAGCAUCAAAACAAUUUGCGUAAUUGGGAAGAAGAGAACUCGCGAUUGUUAACAACUCUAUUGGAAAAACGCAAAAUAUACGAUAAUGCUAAACAUAAUGAAGCGAAGCUCUUGGAAGUUGUCGAUUACUUGGUCAAAAAGAACAUGGAAAUCUUACAGAACGUUGUUAGUGAACUGAAUACGAUACAUAUUAAUAUGGACAAAGAUGUAGACGGAGCGGAAUCUUUGAGUGAUAUAGACAUGAAGGCGAUAGAAAAUGAACUACCUGAGAACGAAGAAACUAUGACGCAUACAGACGAAAAUCAGGAAAAUAAUGAAGACGGAGCAGAAACUUUGAGUGAUACAGAAAUAAGGAAUUUAGAAAGUGAACUAGCGGAGGGAGAUGAAGUUGCCGGCGAUGUAGAAGAAGUGAAUGUGGAAAGACAUGGAGACGGAGAAGAAAGUUUGAGUGAUACAGAAAGGAAUUUAGAAAGUGAACCAGCGGAGGAAGAUGGAAUUGCCGGCGAAGUAGAAGAAGCUAAUGUGGAAAGUGACGGUCCGAAUGUAAACAGUGACGGCGAUGAGAAUUCCGAAAGUAACGACCCAGAUUAUGAAGGGUAUAACAGUGAAAGGGUUCCGGAAUGGUACUAUCCACAAAAUAGAAAAUGAUUCUAAAUAACUUGUGAAUGUAGUUAACAGUGCCAUAAAAUAUGUCAUAAAUAAA
Molecule: messenger RNA, 844 nt
Organism: Pieris napi
Lineage: Eukaryota; Metazoa; Arthropoda; Insecta; Lepidoptera; Pieridae
Exons: 2
Coding region: 58-789 (243 amino acids)
Source: RefSeq, a predicted model, not a curated record